Molecule: messenger RNA, 1677 nt
Organism: Ectocarpus siliculosus
Lineage: Eukaryota; Phaeophyceae; Ectocarpales; Ectocarpaceae
Source: the annotation of a GenBank genome assembly
AUGUUUCGGGACCCGACCGAGCCAGGCUCCGGCACCAGGAGGUUCUCCUCGGCGGUCUACAGCAGCAGGCUCGCUGGAGCGACGCGAACGUUCCGAGACCCGAUCAUCUCGCACGGUCUGGAGACGGCAGGCACAGCGGGCGGCCGCUCUUCCACGGGUAGGCGCGGAGGUUCCCGAUCCGAUAUGGACAGAAUGAUACCGGAGGGGGCUUCAGAUUCUUCACCCGCAACAACCGCCGGAGGGAACCAAACUUCCACCGCUAACAGCAGCAGCCGGCGCGCGAGUCUCUUCGAAUGGCUGGUGGCAAAGAAAGGCACAGGAGGAGGAGGGGAAUUUUCGCAGUACAUGUCGGCGGUCGAGUGCGGUAGUGACGAACAACAGGACGCCGUCCACAAUGAGGAGCAGGAUUUCGGGCGUGGUUUUAGCGACUAUGAGUCCUCUAUGGACAUGAACUCGUUGAGGAGGCAAGCAGCAGUGGUAGAAGUAUUAGCUGAAGAGGGAGCAACAACAACCAUCCCAUCGAUCGACAACAUCAGCAGUGACCCCCCCCUCACCGCAGAAGCCCUUGAGCACCAUACACGUACGCACAGCAGCGGUAAGAGCAACAGAAGCGAAGGUAGCGCCAGUGCCGCACUCAAUGGAAAUGAUACGAAGCAUAUAUUAGCAGCCUCGGCGGGACGCAGCCUACCCCGACCCAGGAGCACGAGCAAGAGCAGCCACACGGGAAGCGAUGACGAAGCGGGGGACGCGGUUCUCCCAGAGUUUCACCAGUCUCAUGACGAAGCCCAAGAAGAGCUUACCAUCGAUGAACCCACUACACCCGCCGCCGUGGACAUCAACGACAUCUACGCUGAUGACGUCACGGGCGGAGAGUCGCGCCGGGUCACGUUCUUGUCCGGAACGAUGGGGCUGACGGUGGACAUCAGCGACCCGAUGCAGCCACAGCCAUCCGACGAAUUUGACCGGGAACAUCGGCAACAACACACGAAACACGAUGACUACGACCAGUGGCCAGCGUCACCCUGCAGUGGAGUGAUCCUGGAUACGUCCCCCCGAUACGGCACCUUGCAGGCAUUUCGCAAGGAAAUGGCUUCCCGUGGCAUCAACGCGCAGAUGUUUCACACAGGAUGGAAGGGCAGCUUCCUACCGCCCCGUGAUAUUCGACUCUUUAUGACGGAUUCAAGAAAAGCGUCAGUGCUGUAUUGGAGGUACAAGACGGGACCGUUUGGUCGAGGGGCCGCCGCAGGGGCCAACCAAGGCCUCGGCGCAGAGGAUCGUAGAGUGAUCCCCCUGAGCUCAUUAGCCAAUAUUGGCCCCGCGGAGCUCUACCGACAAGGGCCCCCCAGCAGCAGGCGUAACCUCUUGUCGUGGCUCUCAAUCCCGUCGUCGCUCAGACGAGCAAGCGAGGACGCACCCGUCGGCUACGGGAAGAUCCAGAAAGACAAGGACUUGGACAGUGUCGACAAAGGCACUGCCGGGUUGGUCGAGGCCGUUCCCGUGCUAGCCCUGAGCUACUGGGUGGAGGGGGAACCGAGGUGGGUCGGAGACCAGCCGAAGCGCCUUCUCGUCAGGCCGGACAGCCUGGACUCCUUCCAGCGCCUCUCGCACGGUCUACGCCUGUGCUGUCUCCACUUCCACAACUACUCCUGCCCUCAAGAUCUCGAAGAUAUCCGAUGA